This is a messenger RNA of Neoarthrinium moseri, 1629 nucleotides long. RefSeq lists its product as uncharacterized. The coding region runs from base 1 to 1629 and encodes 542 amino acids. The transcript has 2 exons. The record is from RefSeq and is a predicted model, not a curated record. Gene Ontology annotation, biological process: aldehyde metabolic process. Gene Ontology annotation, molecular function: aldehyde dehydrogenase (NAD+) activity. Gene Ontology annotation, cellular component: cytoplasm. NCBI's taxonomy places the organism in Eukaryota, Fungi, Ascomycota, Sordariomycetes, Amphisphaeriales, Apiosporaceae.
AUGGCGCACAAGACCACCCAUAACAUCAAGAUUGCGCCGUUCGAGGCCACCCCUCUGGACGAGAUCCCCAAGAUCGCUGCUCUCCACCGCAGCACCUUCAAGUCCCAGAAGACCAAGGAUGUCCAGUACAGACUAGUCCAGCUGCGCAAGCUGUACUGGGGCCUUCUGGACCUGACCGACAAGUUUGUUGAGUCCAUGAAGCAGGACCUGAACAAGUCGGCUCAUGAGUCCCACAUGAUGGAGGUUGGCUGGGCCAUCCAGGACUGCCUCUACACCCUCCAGCACCUCGAGAAGUGGGCCGCCGACGAGAAGCCCGAGGAUGUUGCCCUGCAGUACUCGAUGCUGAACCCCCGUAUCCGCAAGGAGCCCCUGGGCGCCGUGCUGAUCAUCGGCACCUACAACUUCCCGGUCAACUUGAAUGUAUGCCCUCUCAUCGGCGCCAUUGCCGCCGGCUGCCCCGCGGUUCUGAAGCCCUCCGAAGGCGCACCUGCGACCGCGGUCGUCCUGAAGGAGCUCGUCGAGAAGUACCUGGACCCGGAGGCCUACACUGUUGUCAACGGAUACGUCCCGGAGACCACUGCUCUGCUCAACGAGAAGUGGGAGAAGAUCUUCUACACCGGAGGCGUGAACGUGGCCAAGAUCAUCUCCAAGAAGGCAGCUGAGACUCUUACCCCCGUCACCUUGGAACUGGGCGGCAAGAACCCUGCCUUCGUGUCGAAAUACGCCGACUUGCCCCUCACUGCUCGCAGACUGCUGUGGGGAAAGACCGUCAACGCUGGGCAGAUUUGCAUGUCCGCGAACACUGUCCAUGUCGAUAGGGAGAUCCUGGAUGACUUCAUCAGGGUCCUCGACGCGACUUACAAGGAGUUCUUCCCCAAUGGCGCCAAGGCCAGCCCCGAUUUCGCUCGCGUGGUGAACCAGCAGCACUUUGACCGCAUGAAGAAGAUGCUGGACAACACCAAGGGCAAGAUCGUCAUGGGAGGCGAGACAGACAGAGAUGACCUCUUCAUCGCACCGACAGCAGUGCUUGUGGACUCAGCCGAUGACUCCAUGGUUCAGGAAGAAUCCUUCGGACCCAUCUGGUCUAUUCUGCCGUAUGACAGCCUUGACAGCGCUCUCAACGUUGCUCAGGAGAUCGACCCGACCCCCCUCUCCCUCAUGACCUUCGGCCGAAAGGCUGAGAACGACAAGGUUCUCGGCACCAUGACGUCAGGCGGUGCUUCCAUCAACGACGCUUACAUGCACGGCGCCAUCGUGAACAUGCCCUUCGGCGGUGUAGGCACGUCUGGCACUGGCGCAUACCGUGGCAAGGCUUCUUUCGACACCUUCUCGCACCGUCGCACGGUUACCGAGACUCCCGGCUGGAUGGACAAGCUGCUGAGCGUGCGCUACAUGCCGUUCAGCCAGUCUGAGCUCAAGCAGUACCAGUGGAUGAACAGCCAGAAGCCCGACUUCGACCGCGACGGCAAGAAGAUUACAGGACCCGGCUACUGGGUGUGGUUGGUCUUCGGACUAGGUGGCCCUUCGGCCAAAGGUGCGUUAUUCCGAUGGCUUCUGGUGUUGGCGACCGGAUAUCUAGCUGUGAACAAGUUUAACUUGAAAUCGCGGUGGUUAGGUGCUCAAGCAUGA